This is a messenger RNA of Nycticebus coucang (slow loris), 2526 nucleotides long. RefSeq names its product ST3 beta-galactoside alpha-2,3-sialyltransferase 5 (gene ST3GAL5). Bases 1124 to 2296 code for a protein of 390 amino acids. Gene Ontology annotation, molecular function: lactosylceramide alpha-2,3-sialyltransferase activity. NCBI's taxonomy places the organism in Eukaryota, Metazoa, Chordata, Mammalia, Primates, Lorisidae. The record is from RefSeq and is a predicted model, not a curated record. The transcript has 7 exons.
AGGGCACAUCACACAAAGAAAGACACUGAGGCAGCAGUCUGGCUCAUCAGGUUUCUAACAGGACUUAAUUGUGAAGUGUGACAGACAGAUUUGUCACACAGAGUGACAGAUCCGAGAUGAGCUGGGAGCCAUUAAGCAGAUAUAUAUUUUAGAAAGAUGAUUUUGAGGAGAUGAAAUUGAGACAGGGAAGUCCAGGUAAGUGCUUCUAAAAGAGCGUUAUGGGCACAGGAAGUUCAGAAGUAGCUUUGGCAGGUUCAGGGGUUUGAUUGGGGUUGAAAGUCUGGAGUUAAAUUGCAUGUUUUGGGCUUGGAUGCCUGAGCUGAUGGUGCAACUACCUGAUAGCAUAGGGAUGGAGGACACUGUUCUUCUUAAGAAUGUUGCUUGAGAUGAAGAUGGCAAAUGAGUCCUCAGAUGCACAGGUCUGAGCGUGGGUGGGAGGGGUUCUAACGUUCAGAACUACCAAUAACAGGAAGAUUUUUUUUUUAUAUAUAAUGAAAUGUUUUCCCAUCAUAGUGGACUCUUAAGCACGUUCUCCACGUAUGCGGUGCUAGCUGGAUGUCUUUUGGCAUAAUUGUUACACGUUUGGCAUGGAUAGCACACAGGUUGGUGUCUUCAAAAAGGCCAACCAGAUAGGCCUCACUUGCCUCCUGCAAAGCACCAAUAGCUGCGCUCUGGAAGCACAGAUCUGUCUUAAAGUCCUGAGCAAUUUCUCACACCAGACGCUGGAAAGGAAGUUUGCGAAUCAGAAGUUCAGUGGACUUCUAAUAACACGUAGUGCCACAGUACCAGGCCUGUAGCGAUGAGGUUUCUUCACCCCUCCAGUGGAGGGCGCACUCUUGCGAGCAGCUUUUGCAGCCAAUUGCUUCCGGGGGGCUUUACCACCGGUGGAUUUGCGGGCAGUCUGCUUUGUACGAGCCAUGGUAUAAGACCUCCUUACUUACCCCCCUUCUCAUUCGGCUGGAGCUCGGCGAGCUAGAGGCGGCACUGGCGUUAGACAGCGACGGCGGCCGGGCGGCGGCUGCGAACACAAUUGAAAGACGGACUUGGGAAGCUGCUGUCACGGCUGAAGCUUUACUUGUCACAAAGUUGCUGAAGUGCUGCAGCUGCUGGUGGAGUCACAUCAAUGCCAAGUGAGAAUAACUGUGUAAAACUAAGGAGUGAUUGCUCCAGGCCUCCCCUGAAAUGGUACAUGCCAGCUCAAAACAAGAUGAAAAGACCCAGCUUUUUGUUAAAAAAGUUCUUCAAAUGUUUAUUGCCUAUGUUUGUAUUGUGGAUCAUUUAUACUCUCACGUUAAAUCAUCCUACUGAAGAAUGUGACAUGAAAAAAGCACAUUACGUGGACCCUGACCGCGUAAAGAGAGCUCAGAAAUAUGCUCAACAAGUUUUGCAAAAGGACUGUCGGCCCAAGUUUGCGAAAACAUCAAUGGCACGGUUGUUUGAGCACAGGUAUAGCCCGGACUUACAGCCUUUUGUGCAGAAGGCCCACAAGGCAAGUGAAGCCAAGGACAAGUAUAAUCCUCCUUUUGGAUUCCGGAAGUUCUCCAGUGAAGUUCAGUCCCUUUUGGAACUGUUGCCCGAACGUGACUUUCCAGAACACUUGAAAGCCAAGAGCUGUCAGCGUUGUGUGGUUAUUGGCAGUGGUGGGAUACUACACGGACUAGAACUGGGCUAUGCCCUGAACCGGUUCGAUGUUGUGAUAAGGUUAAAUCAUGCACCUGUUGAGGGAUAUUCAGAGGAUGUUGGAAAUAAAACUACUAUAAGGAUGACCUACCCAGAGGGUGCACCACUGUCUGACCUUGAAUAUUAUUCCAAUGACUUGUUUGUUGCUGUAUUAUUUAAGAGUGCUGAUUUCGACUGGCUUCAAGCAAUGUUAAAAAAUGAAACCCUGCCAUUUUGGAUGAGAUUCUUCUUUUGGAAGCAGGUGGCAGAAAAGAUCCCUCUACAGCCCAAGCAUUUCAGGAUUUUGAAUCCAGUUAUUAUCAAAGAGACCGCCUUUGACAUCCUUCAGUACUCAGAGCCUCAGCCAAGGUUCUGGGGUCAAGAUCAGAACGUCCCCACUAUCGGUGCCAUUGCUGUGGUCUUAGCCACACAUCUGUGUGAUGAAGUCAGCCUGGUGGGUUUUGGAUAUAAUCUCAGUCAACACAGAACUCCUUUGCAUUACUUUGACAAUCAGUGCAUGGGCGCCAUGAACUCGCAGACCAUGCAUAAUGUGACAACUGAGACCAAGUUCCUCCUAAAGCUGGUCAGAAAGGGAGUGGUGACAGAUCUCAGCGGAGGCAUCUAUUGGGAAUUUUGAACACAGAAAACCUCACUUGGAAAUGCAACUCUGACCCCGAGGGCUGUUGUUGAUGCAUUUCAUCCUGCAAAUACUUUGAAGUGCAGCUGGUGUUUUAACUUUUAAUUUAAAAACAAAAAUGGUUUUGUUCUUCCUACUUUUUUUCCUAUUUAUUUGAGGUCAGUGUUUGUUUUUUGCACAAUGUUUUGUAAGUUAAUUUUAAGAAUUGAAUUGGAAAGACUUCUCAAAGA